AAAAGAUUUUUAGUGUGUGGAAAUUGUUAUAAUUAUCUAUACGUGAAUCCUAAUUUUGAGCUUCAAAAACAAGAAAAAGUUCGAAAUGGUUCUGAAUACUGGAUAAUUGUAAUACAGGUAUGUUCCUACUAUGUUUCCUUCCAUUGUCAACUUUAACUGAUUAAAUUCAAACGCUUCUCCGCUUCAACACGCAUCUUAUCUUUUAUGAACAUUAGAUACCUCGUCAGUACUCAUUAGAUACAUACCUUUAUUCUAAUGGAUAUCAAGGAAAAUUGAAGCAUUCCAUGUUCUGGAAAAAUCGCGGCCUUAUAAUUUUAGGUGGAAGAGAAAGUGAAUUCUCUUGUGCUUCAAUCUCCUUCUCUACCUCUUGUUUAGUUCUGAUCUUCAAUACUUCAAUAUGAUGAUUGAGAAUAAUCCUACUAUUCUUUGUAAAUACCACCAGAAAAUUGGUUAUUUUUAUGGCGCUUAACGUGAGAGAAGAAGAGUCCUUAACCUAAAUUCUUCUGUUUUUUUGGGCCAAGUGAGUUAUCCUGGAAUUUGCAGCACUGCUCGGCAUUCCUUGAUUUGUUGUUCUUUGUUUUGAUUAUUCGGUCCUCAAAGUUCAAAGCCGCCAUCUUGUUAAAUUCGUUUAUGACUUGAACAUGCUUUUGGUGAAACCGGUAAAAUAAUGUGAAUUUCGUUUCAAGUUUGGUAUUCAACGGUGAUACAAACCACUUAUCAACCCAAUAACACAUUCUACUGAAGAAAACAACAAAUAGAAUUAUUAUGGACAUAGAUGAGCCAAUCCAAGAGUUAUUAAAAAAUACUGGCUGGUCUUGCGAAGACCUCUUACAAAAAUUGCAAAAAUACAAAUCCAUAAAAAGUGCAUCGGGCACUGAAAAUACUUUGAGUAAUACCUCCACUACCAAAACCACUGAAAAUGAGGAUCCCAAUCGAAGUGAAACUUUGCAAAAGGGAACAGACGAUACGAGCGAUUCGGGGAAUAUUGAAACCUUCUCGGAUACAGAUGAAGAGGAAACAGAGGUGAACGUGACCAAUAGUCACAUAAUAAACGAAAUUAUAGAAGAUAUUUCUGAGACGGCAAACGUCAAUCCUCAAGGAGAUAAAAUCGCGGUAGGCGUGACGAGUAUAAAUGACACAACUGAAGUUACUGAGGUCAGAGUAGUGGAAGUGGAUGAAGAUUAUGAUGACGACAAUUUUGAAGAAAUGAAUUCACAGCCAGUUUGUUCUGAAACGUACCCCCGAAGAAGCUUCUCCACAGAUGAGAAUACGACUCUUGAAAACCCACAGCAAGACAAUGAUUUUGAGGAUAGCAUCACUGAGGCCCCAUGUGUUGAAAGAUUUGCUAGGAAAAGACCAAACACAUCAGAAGGGGAAGACAAAGAAACACCUGAAAACGAUAUGUCUCAAAAUGAAUCAACAAUUGACAUUAGCUCUGAUGAAAGCAGUCAGAGUGAUGGUCCUACCAAUGAAAUUGAAUAUGUAGAAACAUUUCCACGAAAGAAAAUAAAAUUGGAUGAUAAAAGUAUUAGCGAUGAUUGUAAAACUGAAACUAAACAGUCAUCUAUCAAUGACAUAUCUGUACCAGCCACCACCAAGCCUGAUACUGAUUGCAUGAAAGAAAGCUCUGCAUGCUGCUCAGAUGAAAAUAUUGUAGACAACACUCCUGCUUCCGAAAAUUUUCCAACAAUGUCGAAAGUUGCUGAAAUCAGCCAUCGAAAUUUGUCUUCGAGUGAUUUAUCUGCUUCCUCUGAUGUAGAUAUAACCGAGGUACCACAGAAAGAUUAUUAUAGCACCUUCCUAAGUUUUAUUAGCACCAAGAAGACAGAGAAGAGAAGCCAAAAGCCAAAACCAUAUAAAACAAAUCUCCCCUUAUUAUACAGAAGUAGAAAUAAUAUCAAGGUUCAUCUUGGCACAAAUAAAACUAGGAAAAUCAAAGUUUUUGAAGAGUCGCCUUGGAAGUUUAUACCAAGCGUACUAAAGUAUCCUAGAACUCUCGCUUCGAAGUCAAUAAACUUGAAUACUUCAUUAAAAAUACAUAAAUUACCUAAAAAAAUCAUCUCUGAAAAUGAAGAGCCUGAAAUUAGUGAAUCUGCUCUACCGAUUUCGAAUGCAUCUGAAGAUAUCAUUACAGCUACUGAGAUAAAUGAAAGUUUACCGAAUGCAACCAACUUUUCCAAACUGGUCAUUGAAAGUAAUGUUGUUGAGACUAAUGAUACGGAUAAAGCUGGAGACGAAAAAGAAGAAGUCACUGCUUCUAAUGAGAAUACACCUCAACAAAUAAUUCCAUCGCAAGAACCAGAUGAUCAGCUCAUGGACAGAGAUGAAGACUCUCCCAAUGACGAUUUGAACGAACAAGCUCCAAUAGAAAAUUUGGAGGAUAUCCGAAAUAACUUGAAGCUGCAGUUGAGUUGUCUCAGGACGAGAAAGAAACAGCAUGCUCUACAUCCCCUGACUACCAAAGUCGUUGAGCACAUUGAAUGUAGCGCAAAACUAUCGAAUAUAUUAUCAAUUGAAGGUGAAAUGACAAAUAAAAGCACUGAAGUAAUGAAGGAAAAAGAGAAUAACGAAAAGGAGGCCAAUUCGGAAGACAGUGAACUUUAUACACAAACAAAUGAGCUAGGUCUUGUCAUACUAGAUGUUCAAGGAGGUGUAAAUAUAGAAGCCGGAAGUAACGAUGACCAUCGCAUGAAAACUAGUGAUGAAGAUAACCAAUUCAAUGAGAAAAUUCCUGAUCCUGUUGCAGAUGAUGAGGAAGAUGCUGUUCAAGAUGGCCUACUAGACCAAAUCAGAAGGAUAAUUCGUAAACAAAGAUCACCCCGGAAACCGAAAGAAUUAAGCAGCACUAGUUUUAGAGGGAAUAGUAGUUUCCUUCAGUCUAGUACAUCUCAGAGUUCAGGUGCAAGAAGCCCAGAAAAACCUAUUGGAGAACUAUUAUCGAACGAAAAUUCGCAGUCGUCAUUCACGAACGAGAACGAUGGCUUAGUAAAAAAAUCUCCUUUUGUCAGUGAUUCGCUGGAUGAAUUUCUAGUUGGGGACUCCAAAUUAAACAUAAGCUAUAAAGUACCGCAGAGUGGAGCAGAAGCGGGCUUGAAAGAACAGCUUAUAGAUGAAAGUCCGCUGGUGAUCAAGAAGAUAGUCGCCAUCAAGGAACCACAAGAAAAAACAAAGAAAACUUCUUCGGUAAAAGCGAAAACAGUAGCCCAGAAAAGAAAGCUCUUGGAGAGACAAAGACGAAUUGCCUUGAGAAAGAAUGAGAAGAAUGAAAAGAUCGACAAGAAGUAUAAGGGUGAGCUCGUUGUGGUAGACCCUAAACAAGAAAAAGAGGAAAGAGAAGAAAGUGAUGCCGCAUUCAAUAGAAAUAAGAGUUACAUCCUUUGCCACGACAACAAACUUUGGGUGAAGACUAACUGCCCUAGCAAAUGCAUUGCGAAAAUUGGACAGAAAAAAAUCGUUAGUGAUCCGAUAACCCCCAGGACAAAGCGUUUGAAGAAACUCUCCUUGCUCGAUGAGUGCAGAAGAAAACUGGAUUUCAGGCUCAAAUACCGACCAGGUCCACUAUGCAAAAAAGUUGACUUGCAGGUAACUGGUAAGGGUGAGUGGGAAUCAAAAACCAAGUGUUUGCCGAAGAUACUUUUGGAAUUAUCUCCCGCCCUAGGCCAGAGAUUUCCUGAUGAAAUUUGCCGCAGGAUUUCUGCUCUCGAUGGAAAUUUAGACAGCAACAGAAUCGAAUUCGCUUUGUCCAUGUUGACAAACAAAAAAACUGAAGAUGAACAACCAUUACCGUCCAAAUACAGCAUCACUCUGAGCUACAGCAAUAAACAAGAAAAAAUAUUGGUGCGGAACAGGCGACCACAAGAACCUAUUAGUGGCAAAACAGAAUUUCCCUGCGAAAAAAUAGAAAAUGAGUGUUCCAACGAUGAUAUAGCUGAUGUUUUGAAUGACUUGAUAAGCUACGUUGAGAUCAAAGAGCUUGCCCCGAGUUUGAUCAAGGAGGAUGAAUCUGCAGUGAAAGAAGAAGAAGUCCAUGUGAAACAGUUAUCUCCAAUCAACAAUAACAUCAGCGUGUUCAAAAAACCGCAGAAAAAACGGUCCCGUUUCGAAAUAGAGCUGUUGCGACUCAGUUGUAAAGUAGUGAAUGUGGAAGUUGAAGAAACUCCAAUCGAAGAAAAUUGCCAAAAACUUUACUGCCAGUUGGGAUGCGUUUGCAAAAGCCUAAAGUGCGACAGCACUUUCAGUAAUCAUUGCCAACUAGUCGAAUGCAUGUUCGAAUGCUCGUGUCCACUCAAAGAAAGGUCUUUGGUGUACGAUCACACCUUAACUCUCCCAGCUGGAACGGAUGUUUUAUCCAACGAUGCAGUAACCAGAAUCGAAGACGAAGCUAAGAAGAAUAUGGCCAAAGUCGAGAGAGAGUUCACGCAAACCGUGAUACAAACCAACGAUAAAACUAUAGUGGUCGGUUUGGGUGGUAGAAAUAAACCACGCAGGAACGCCAAAGCUCCGGUCAAGUAUGGCGAUUUCGUAGAAAAUAUCGAUUCACCCAAGCCUAAAGCUUCUGCAGAUUCGACGAUUUCGGCGGGUAAUUGCUUCGUCAGCUUGGAAAAGCUCGAUCUGUCUGAGAUCGUCCCGUUCUGUUUAUCGCAUAGGCACUACGAUUGUUUUUGUAAAGGAAGAUCGAAUUACUUGCCAACAGUGCCAAAACUUCUGGCGUCCAAUUUCUCAGAGUGGAAACGAGACUUGAGGAACAAACCUCCUAAGAGUUACCGUUUGGAAGCUCAGGAGGAAGACAUCGUUUGUUCGGAUGAUAAGGAUAAAAUACCGUACGUGCCGAAGAGCAUGAACCAGAAGAAAAAGAUACGCCCACAGGACAAAACGAAGAAAAUGGUUAAACCAACAGAAAAUAAUGAGACUUGUGGAAAUGAAACUGUAGUUAGUGAAGAUUCCAGGAGUGAAACGGGAAGUUUGACUUUAGCAGAUGAAAACAGCGACACCCACUCUCCUAUGAAAAGAACUUCGAGGAAUAUAAAAAAGAAGCUGUACGACGAAAAUUACAUAGAUUCCAACGACCUCGACUUCAUUCCAACGGAUUGUUCGAGAGUAAGAGAAAUAUCUCCAAAGUAUUUCAAGAAAUUCGUUUACAGUGACCAAUUGUUCAUGUUCGAUUUCAUCAAUAAUCUCACUGACUCUGACAUGUUUAAAGCCAAGAUAAACGCCUCGAGGAAGAACCAUCAACUUUUAGAGGCAGAUCUACUGAAACAACAAUUGUUAGGCAGUCACUUGGCUGACAAAAUGCGAGAGGAAUCGGACCUUGCAAACAGUCAGGCCUUCAAAAGCAAGCGAAAACAAACUCUCAGUGUCCGCGAAGAACCGAGUAGUCCGAGCAAAAUGGGCUCUACUAAUGUUAAUAGGAGUUUAGUAAAGGUUAAAGUACCAACAGUACCAUCAGCCAGUGACCCUGCAGAAAUAAAACCAGUGUUCGAUGGAGAGAUCAUCAUUGAUAAGAGCAAUGUGGAGCUUUUAAAGAAAAUGGGACCAAAAACCUUGCAAGACGGUUACGCUAGAUUGCUACCUUGGAAAUCUCUCACAGAAAGCUUCAGAACGGGGAAAAUCAACAUUUGGAGCAUGGUGGACCAGCCUUCACGUCUGUUACUGAACCGAAGUGACAAAAAGGCACCCAAGAACUACAUCGAUAUCAAAGAGUCUGACCAAACGACCGAAGUUAUCUUGUGGAUUCUGAAGAAUAAGCUACCUGCCAACUAUGAAGAGAACAGCGUGUCUUUCAUUUUGAAAGAGACCAAAGACAACUUCGAGAUUUGCGGCGUGUGCACCAGGAAUUUUACUGCUGAGCAUGCGGAGAACGCUACGAAAGAAUUUCCAGGUGAUCUGAAAAUGGGCAUCAUCGACAAUACCAAACAAUUCGUCCACAAAGACCUCAACGGAGACAUCCAAGUACUCCAAAUACGCUACCAAAAAUACAAGCUGCAAGAAUUGGUGGAAGAAGGCGAGUCCGAUAUCGGCGAGAUGUCCAUCGACAAGAGCAAGCUCUACAUGUGGGCUGCUUUACCAGAAAUCUACCGCGUUUGCAAAUGGCGGGUCAUAUACCUGAACUCCGAUUUCUCCUAUCUGUUCUUCUCCAACGUUAAGUAUUCGAUCAGAUACACGGAUUUGCUCAACAUAGGUAAAGUAGCCAAAGCUCGCCAGUGCACUUUCAUGUUGAAACACGACCUUUUGCAAACGAAUUACGACCAUGGCUCGUUCGGGAUGUACUUCGAUCCUCAUUACACCGAUAGAGUUUUCAUUGGGCCUUACUUCAGGCCCUACCAAGGGCUCGAUGUGGAAACGCUGCGGUAUAUAAAUAAGUAUCUGGUGUCGACUGAGUCGUUCAACAAGAUGCGAGGCACUAAUGACUACAAGUGCGGCCAUUGGUUGAUAGAACGGCCCUAUUCUAACUCGAAGAGAAGACAAAAAUCGAAACUUGCUGAGUUGUCGGGCAGAGCUGCCACUUCUGAACAAGCGGACAAAGUUGAAAGUGCUGUUGCUGAUUGCGGUGGGGUUGAGAAGUCGGAAGAAGUUGAGUCUGUCGUCCAAAGACCUGCUUCCGCUGAUUCUGGCAAGAGUUUGAUUGCGAAAGAGGUUGGCGAUACUAUUGAUUUGACGGAGGAAAACGAUGAGGUGACGGAUGAUAAAGAGAAGAGGAUACAGCCCAGAAGGUUGGUGCGGAGGAAGCCGGUCAAGACAAAGGAAAAGGCCACGCCGUGUAUGAUAAUUAUGCACAACACCGACGAAAUCCAGAUCAUCGAUGCCCCUCCUAGGAAACCGGAGGAAUUCAAUCGGUAUAUUUUCACGAAUAUUCCCGAUUUCGGGUAUCUCGGAGCCUAUAGAUAUCCUUCCGGAAAGAUAGACGUUUCUUGGCCGUUCGAAAAUAAACUGCUGAGGUUUCCGAAUUCUGGCAUUGCCAUCGAUUUUCUUCAAGAGCGGUUCUCAGCUUUACUUCAGCCAGUUCCUGAAACUUUCACCAUCUUGUUAACCAUUUCAACUAAAAUGGAUGUACAGAAGAACAAGCCUAUCGAUUCUAAUGUUCUAAAUGGCCAUUUCGUUUGCGGAGAGUUUGGCUUCCACAACAUCUCUACUAUGAACGACAAUGACUGCAUGGCAUCGUUGGGUAUAAGUAGGCAGGAAAUAUUGAAAAUGUUUGUUAGACGGUCUCAAAUUUUCGUCAAGAAAAGAGUGGAGCAUUUAGCGAAUUUGCUGAAAAUUGAUAAGGAUAUGAGUGGAAAUUUCGAAAUCGAGCAUAUCUUGAAAACCGCAACCGAAGAAAUUCAUAAAUUGAUAGAACAAGACAAGAACAACGUUAGUAUGAAGAAUGAACUUUUAGUUAAGAAACGUGAUAGAGCUAUAAAAGUGUUCGGUCUCAUAUCUGAAUUGCCCAGUGACAAGAGAAAUAUAGAGAGUCUCAAGUUUAGGUGGAUACUCAACAGGACUGAGCCCAUUGAGAUUCAAGAUUCGGAUGAAGACGCGAAUAAGGAAUCCCCCAAUGAGAAAAAGAUACUGAAGCCCCAGGAGUGUUUCCAGAGUGUAAUGGCGGCGAAGGGAAGUGUCCAACCAUUUACAGAGUCUCCAAAAAAGACUGAACUGGUCAACAUAUCCAUUGCCACAACAUCGACAACCAACCAACCCAAGUCCGUGCUGAAACCAUUCAUCAGAGUGUCAAACUCCCUCUACCCACAAACACCGGUACCACCAACGCCCGUACUACCACACAUAUCGAUACCACCGCGAACGCCGAUACCACCCCAAACUCCGAUACCACCCCAAACUCCGAUACCACCCCAAACACCGAUACCACCGCAAACACCGAUACCACCGCAAACAUCGAUACCACCGCAAACUCUGAUACCGCUCAUGCAAAAACCGAAGCAGAUAGUGAGGCGCGACUUCAGAUUAAUCGCGCCCAAACCCGUGCCCAAACUAGUACCUAAAAACUUCACGAGUCGGGGCGUGAAACUCUCCGGGUUAUUAGAGACCCUGAGGAAGUUGAAGAGCGUGGAGUCGUCUGCAGUUGUGGGAGUUAAGGAUUUGCUGCCUGACGACAACAAGACCUUGGUGGACGAUCAGGGUGGGUCUCUUGUGGAGCUUGAAGACCAGGGUGGGUCUUUUCUGGAGAUUGGAGAGCCUGGUGGGUGUUUAGUGGAGGAUGGAGGAACGGAAAGUUGCGUGGAGGGCGUGAGAAUGUUCGAGAAAGACGUUGUGAGCGAUAUUAGGAUUGAUGAGGUUUAUACUAUCAAGGAGAAUGACCUUGUGAUAGAGUUGGAAGAGGACUCCUCGAGCAGUAAACCCAAGGAUCUUGACAGACUUGAACCCAUCGAGGACAUCGUCAUCACCGAGGUUACCGACGAUACUCUACCAACCAAUGAGAAAAGCGAAACGGCUAUCGAAAACGUGGAGAAUCCCGUUUCGGAGCCAGCGGCGUCGAAGAACAGCGGCGGUGGAAAAAUAAUUCUGGUCAAAAAUCCUCUUUACGGACAAUCUAUUUUCAAAACUUACCGUAGGAAAUCAGUGAGUAAUAACCAAGUACCAGAAACUUGAUGAUUUCGUGAUAUGUGAUAGUCUGAUAGAUUUUUUGACGGUUUGUUCAUAAUGUGGCGGUGAUGGGCAAUGACCGGUUGGACAUAACGUUGAACUUGAGAAAUAUUCGCUCAUAUUCUCCCUAGAGCGUGAAUAUUUUCGAGCUCAGAAAAAAAGUCAGUUCUUUUUUUCUCAAGCUCGCGGGAGAAAAUUGUAUGUCAGAAUUAUUUAAAAAUACAAUAAAAUUAGUGACAUAUCUACAGGUAACCGACAACUGUCAAGCCAGUGUGGUUGUUAUAGGUUGUUUUCUUAGCAACAUGUCAAAAAGCAAGCGUUUGAUUGGCUUGAAUUGGAAGGUAUAACAUUGGAUACUUGUUCCUUGUUUGUGUGCAUGGAAAAGCCUUACUAUUUUAUAACUAGUGAGUUGGAAUAUAAAUCAACUAAUUCGUGAUUUACGCAUAGUUUUUUAUCUGAAUUCGCACCUUUAAACAAACAUUAUAUUGAUUGAGGAAUUAGUGGAAUAUAUUUAAAUUAUUUUAUUUUCAGUUUGAAUAAUUGUUUUGAUUUAUCAAAUUAAUUUUUAAAUGCAGGUCGUUGGUGAUUGUUUUGAUUUCAACACUCAAAGAAAUACCCAAUUAUGUUUGAAGAUCAUUAAUUUUUUUGAAGAUUGUUCAGAAGUGAUUUCUUCAACUUUUGUUCAUCCUUGAUAUUGAGGCUUAUUGUUUUGUGUUCUGAUUGUUCCAAUUUAAAAUCUCUAGCAACAACCGAAAUAACCGCCAGUAUCAAAUUCAGAAUAGGAAAUUUUACAAGUUUUAUUCUUUCAGCAAUUACGGCGCUAUAGUUUUGUGCCAUUGAUAAUUGUGAAAAUAAUUCAUUUGUUUUUGAAUGUAGUCUGACACAAUUGGGAAAACUUUUUAUCAUAUUAUGAAUUCAUCAAUUGAUCCUUUUUCUAGCUGGAAUGGUCUCAAUGUAUGUAAUUCAUAAUAAACUACUCACACUAAUUUCGUCGCACCCCAAAAUUUUUCCUCUGUUGAAGCGACAAAAUUUAGGGUGCGACGAAUAGUUUAGUAGGAGAGCCGGCUGCAGAUCUCUACCGUCAUCUGAUAAUGAAAUGAAAUAUGUCCCAAAGGAAGCUAAUGUGUUAGCCAAACAAGUGUCAUGUAUCUUCGAAAAUUUUCUGGAUAUUCAAUAGUUUGUGAAGUUUAUUUUCACAUUUACUAUGGAUUUCCAUCAGGAAAACAGAAAAAUCAUUCCAAAAGGUGAGAGAAAUUAAAUGAUAGUCCAAGAGCCAGCUGCAAAUUUCGACUGUCAUAUGAUAACGAAAUGAUAUAUGUCCCAAAGGCAUGUAUAACCAUUGAAGUUUAUCGAAAGGCA
Messenger RNA from Phaedon cochleariae (mustard beetle), 9939 nucleotides. NCBI's taxonomy places the organism in Eukaryota, Metazoa, Arthropoda, Insecta, Coleoptera, Chrysomelidae. The record is from the annotation of a GenBank genome assembly.